AUGGACCUAAUAUUCGUAAGAAGGGUACACAUAGUGCCUAAAAUAUAACAUCAAUAUCAAUCAGCAAAGCAUUAAUUUCAUUUUGGAAGUAUAAUUAAGUUAGAUAGAUUUGAUAUCAUAAUAUUUUUGGGAUAUAAAUAAAUAUUAAAAGUUAAAUUUCUNAUUCAAAGUUUAUAAGUCGAAAGAAAUAGAAAUAAAAUAAAUUUUAAAUAAGUUCAAGAUUAAUUAUAAUAACAUUAAUUAUAUAAUCCUACAACAAAUAAAUAAUCAGGAAGAGCAACAGAAUUAUCAAAAGUAAUAAAAAAUGUAUAUACAAUUCAUGAUUUAAAAUAUUAACAUGGUUAAUAAAUAAAACUUAAACCAUUAACUUUAAAAGUACUUUGGGAAGGAAUAUUGGUAAUAUUUUAUAUAUUAAUAUUAGACUCUUCAUAGAGUAUUAUAAAUAUUGAUGUUAUAUGAUGAUAUAAUAAGUAGACCAGCUAGAUUUGCUUUAAUAUAUGCUAAAACUAUUUUAGUAUUAGCAUUAUCUGCAUUAUUUUCAGGUAAUAUGGGACCUGUUUAUGGUACUCUUAUAUCAGUUGGAAUUGGUUAAGUUAUUAAUGUUAUUUUAUCUAUUAUUACAGUUACAAUGAAAGCAUCACCAAUUCUUAAAUUUUUAGGUAUUUUAUUAACAAUUGCAAUUUCUGCUGUUUGUUGGUUUAUUGUAUUAAUGCUUUCUGCAAGUAUGGAAGAAACAUAAGUAUUUUUUAUUAUUAAUAUUAUUUUAGGCAAAUAUGUGGGCAGUUUAAUUUGCAUCAACAUAAGUUAUUGAUCUAAUCAUAGUUGAAUUCCUUGUUAUUUCUCUUAAACUUGCUAUCUAUCCUUGGGCAAUUAAGGCAUUAAAUAAUCCUGAAGAAAGUGCCUCUAAAUUUUUAGCCAAUUUAGUUUUUAUAAUUGUUGCCCAACCAUAGAUUUAGAAGUUUUUUGAGGUGGAAGAUAAACACGAAGAUAAUUUAGAAGCCUGA
Paramecium primaurelia is the source of this 1004-nucleotide messenger RNA. The record is from the annotation of a GenBank genome assembly. NCBI's taxonomy places the organism in Eukaryota, Ciliophora, Oligohymenophorea, Peniculida, Parameciidae.